AUGCGACCGGCUCCGCUUUCCGUCCAUUGUUGCAGUGCUUUUGCGCGACACGUCAUCAGUGUAGCGGGGAAGAGGACGCGGAAAAUGACUUCCGGGGAACUGUCUGCUUGUCGCCGUGUCGUGGAGAAACUCCCAGUCGGGGCCUACGAGCUGCUUCUCAUUCAUUUCUUGCGUUGGCUUGACGUCAUUGGGGUAGCAGGUGAGCCACUAAUCAAUCGUUACCCCAAUUUCACGCCCACUGACGUUUACUCCUACUCGAGCGGAAUGAUUCGCUUUGCCGGACGAUCGGAGUCGCUGGAAUACAUGUUUCUCGACCGACUGAAAAUGCUGAAGGCGGUAUUCAAGUACGACUGGAAAGUGGUGGAUUUUGUGUUGAAGCAAUUGCCGCUGCUCGGGAGCCUGGAGGCAUUGGAACUUGGCGUCGUCGGUCGGGCGGAAACGGAGCUUACCCGUCUGCCCAGCCACGCAUUCGAGCCCGUGCAACGGCACCUGGAAAGUAUGAAAAAUGUCAAGUCUCUGGCGCUGACUGGAGGCACAAAACUUUUGUGGGACUUUGUCACAAUGGGGAUUGCCCGCGGCAGUCGCGAGGCGUUGCUGGAAGUGAAAAUCCCCUCGAUCCGGCUCUCCGACACGGUCGACACGCUCACAGACUGUCCCAACUUGGCAGAUUUGCAAUGCGAGGAGUUCAACGCCGAAGGAGCCUUUGUUGAUGUUAAGGUCCUCGACGAUAGCACUGGGCAGGAAUCCAGUCUGAAGCUCGGUUUUGAUGUCGACACUCAUGCUGUCGAAACGGCGGACGAGCUGUCGCUGCGAGUGAGACGCGACACGCGCCUCGACACCGCCCAGCACAUCAUUGACGUGGCAAACGUCACGAGGUUGUACCUAAACUUGUACGAAGCAGACAGUUUUGGGGUGUCGGUAAUUUUGCCGGCUGUCCAUUCAGCUAGUGCCGGCACUGCCAUCGUGAAACUGACUAUUGAGGAUGCCAGAGAUUGUGACCUCGGGAUUGUGAUGUCAACUUGCCCGCAGUUGAGAAACGUGUGUUUCAUCAGCUGUCAACUCGGGCUCUGGAACCCGGACAGUGGAUUCAAAGUAGGCCCCGGAAGAUUAACGGACUUUGUCCUCUACGACUGCUUAUGGUCCCAGGCGAGCCUUGUCAGUUUCAUCUCGCAGGCAACCCAGUUGGAAACCCUGAUCCUGGUUGACGUGUGUGAUUCGAUGACGUCGACGCUGGUACCCUUGUUUUCUUUGAUGGGAGAGGUUCAGCGAGUCAACCCUUUGAUACAUAUCGGACGCUUGAAGUUUGGGGACGAUGAGCGGGAUAUUCAACGAGCCUUGGAAAUCUGCUCCAAGUUCCUAAGCCUGGACGUGCUUGAAUGGGAAGCGAGCUGGAGUUGGCGGACCUGCAGGAACGCCGAAGAAACCCCUAAUUUUUCCUUGGCUGAGCCCGUCAUCCGAUUGCAUUCCAACCAGGCUAGCUUUGAUUAGCAUGCCAAUUUAUACGAUUGGCUGUUUCCGUUCCACCUUGUAUUACACUUCAUACGAGAUUAUCUUGGAAGCAUUUGGAAAUUCACAUCAAUAACUGGAGUGGCCUGGUACAGUCCUAUUGAAGUGGGGUUUUCCAGCGAGUCCUUGGGAAUUGUCAUGCGCAUCAUCUGGACAUUGAAGCUUAUAACUUGGCGUCGAAAUUUGUUAAGUGGAGCAGCCACUUCAAAAACUCGAAAAGCCCAUCUGCGACACGAUUCCAUUGAUUGCAGUGAAAAUGCAUUGAGCCUAUGACUUGUGAAUUUAAGUAAAAAUUUGAAAAAUAUACAUGAGAUUGUCCAACCCUGAUUAUUUAUUGAAUUUUUCUCUGCCAUCAAUGCAUAUAUAUCCACAGAAAUUGUUUGCCAAAAUUCGAGUAGCACGGAACCAAAUAAAAUGGAAAAUGCAUUCAUUACUUUUUUA
Messenger RNA from Notodromas monacha, 1947 nucleotides. The record is from the annotation of a GenBank genome assembly. NCBI's taxonomy places the organism in Eukaryota, Metazoa, Arthropoda, Ostracoda, Podocopida, Cyprididae.